AUGUCUCUUAGAGAAGUUGUUUACUGUGGUGUAUGCUCUUAUCCACCAGAAUACUGUGAAUUCACAGGUAAAUUAAAACGUUGUAAAGUUUGGUUAAAGGAAAACCAUCCUGAACGUUAUACUCAAUUAUAUGGUGCAAAUGAUGAAGAAGAAGAAGAAGCCAAUGAUGUUGCAGCUGUUGGUAAGAAAUUAGGUGAAUCUAGUAUUGGUGAAGAAAGAGAAAAUAAAUUAGAGAAGGAUCUAUUGAAAUUACAAACUAAACAAGAAAACAGAGAACAAAGAGAAUUAGCUAAGAAAUUAUCAUCAAAAGUUAUCAUUAAGAGAGAAGCUAGAACUAAGAGGAAGUUUAUUGUUGCUAUUUCUGGUCUAGAGGUCUUUGAGAUCGAUAUGAAGAAAUUGGCUAAGACAUUUGCAUCUAAAUUUGCUACUGGUUGUUCUGUCUCCAAGAAUGUCGAAAAGAAAGAAGAAGUUGUCAUUCAAGGUGAUGUUCUUGAAGAUGUUGAAGCUUAUAUCCAUUCUUUGUUAAAGGAGAAAGGUAUGGAAAAUGUGAAAGUGGAGACAAUCGAUACAAAGAAAAAGAAGAAACCAACUACUGAAACUAAAUAA
Messenger RNA from Maudiozyma saulgeensis, 606 nucleotides. The record is from the annotation of a GenBank genome assembly. Lineage: Eukaryota; Fungi; Ascomycota; Saccharomycetes; Saccharomycetales; Saccharomycetaceae.